AUGGUCAACUACAAAUCCUGGUUAAAAGAAAUCGACGACAACACCAAAAUCUCCAGGCUCUCCAUCCCUGGUACCCACAACUCCGCAGCCUGCCACACUGCACUUCCCUCAGUCCAAUGCCAGGGAGCUUCUGUGACCGACCAAUUGGAACACGGAGUGCGUUUCUUAGACAUUCGUGUGGGAAAGCUCUUCCUCAAGGAGGGAGACGAAGCCAAAGACUUGCAGGUUAUUCACGGCAAGUUCCCAGUCAAGAUUCCAUUUGCUGAGAAGUUGACCAGUGUGUUGGACGAAGUGUACGACUUCUUGGCCCACAACAAGUCGGAAACCGUGAUUGUUUCGUUGAAACAGGAAGGCUCCGAUGACUGGAACAACUCCCAGGACGAGUUUGGCAACUUGAUCUGGGACAAGUACAUCAACCCCCACAAGAAUAAGUGGUACUUGAACACCGACAUUCCUCGUCUUGGGGAUGCUCGUGGAAAGGCAAUUCUUUUCAGAAGAUUCGGGGUCCAGAAUGAGGACAGAAGAAGAGAGUUUGGCUUCGACGCUGCCUCCUGGAAGUACAACUGUGAGGAAGACGACCGUGGCUCGUUUGUGGUCCAGGACUACUGCGAAAUCCAGAGUGGAGAAAUCGACAAGAAAAUUGGCUACGUCAAGAACUUGGCCAACAAGGCAAAGGACUACACCAACGGCAACGACGACAAGAUUUUCCUCAACUUCACCUCAGGAUCCAACUUCUUUGACCGUGAGUGCUGGCCCCAGCAGGUGGCCAUUGCAAUGGCCAAGGGAGGCAUCCAGGACCAUUUCAAGAAGGGUUCUGGAAUCAUCGUAUUGGACUACGUUGAGUCCAACAACUGGGAGUUCUCCAAGAAGUUGGUGGACACCAACUUUUAG
Messenger RNA from Suhomyces tanzawaensis NRRL Y-17324, 891 nucleotides. RefSeq names its product Plc2p (gene PLC2). Gene Ontology annotation, molecular function: phosphoric diester hydrolase activity. The transcript has a single exon. Gene Ontology annotation, biological process: lipid metabolic process. Lineage: Eukaryota; Fungi; Ascomycota; Pichiomycetes; Serinales; Debaryomycetaceae. Bases 1 to 891 code for a protein of 296 amino acids. The record is from RefSeq and is a predicted model, not a curated record.